UUGUGGUUUUGUUGUAUCAGGAAGCACACUUGAAGUUAGCUCGCUGGACUAAUUUUAAUUUAAGGUCUUACUUCGCUAUUAUAAGUCGUUAUUAAGGACGGCUCUCUUUAUCGAUCAUUGAUUGCUUUUGCAUCGCGAAGCUGGGGCGGGUUUCCUGCCUGCUUAUGGCGUGUUUUUGUUUGUGAUAAGAUGCAUUAGUCAGCUAAACUACAAUAGCUUAGGGACAAGGUGCAGCAUGAAACCCAUGAUAAUGAGGCAGUGUGUGCUUCAUGGACCGAGUGGAUAAUGUCUGUGAUCCUGUUUGCCUUUGUGGUUCGGGUCAGGGAUGGACUUCCCCUGUCAGCCUCCACAGACUUUGAACACAACCGAGAGCUCCAGCAGAGGAAGCAGCAGAUUAAGACCAUCAGCAAGGCGCUGGCCCGCUUCCCCGACAGAGGGACCAUUAAGGGCCAGGAGCUCAAUAUAUACUUCGUCUCUUCAGAGGGUGUAUCCUACAUGACUGUGUGUCACUGCAGCCUCCCUGUUGCUAAAGCCUUCUGCUUCCUGGAAGAUCUGCGCUGGGAGUUCACAGCAUGCUUCAAAAGCACUGUUGUUGCCUUGGCAGCCAGGCCAUAUCCAUUUUUGGAAUUCGACAGCAUUAUUCAGAAGCUGAAGCAGCAGUACAACCAAAGUGGUGGUCCGGCCCUAGAGGUGACUUUGGCAGAAGUCCAGGAGGAGCUGAGGAUCCAUCCACCUCAAGUAAUAAACCUGGAUGAGGUGGAGCUAACCAAUGGCACUGCAAAUGGGCACAUGGAGCAGGGUCCUGGAUCUGGUCAAAAUCAGAGACUGGAACCAGUGACGGCCCCAGGCAUCCUCUCUCUCGUCCUCAAUAUCAUGUGUGCGUCUUUGAAUGUUAUCCGUGGGGUUCACCUUAUGGAGUACACAUUCCAGGAUGAUUAUGAAAGCAUUUGGAAUGUUGUGGCAUUUCUCCUGGCAUUUGCUUGCUGUGUUUUUCAGUGCCACCUCUACCUUUUCCACUCAUCUCUGAAGAAACUGAAGUGCUUCACUCUGUUAAGUGUGAUCGUCCUAUGCAACUUGCACCUGCUCGGCUUGAGAAAUGCGUGGCAGCUCCUCUUCCACGUUUCCGUUGCCUCCUUGUCUACCGUGCUCAUCCUGACUCGCAAAGUCCAAGACAGAACCAGUGACUGUGGCGUCUGAGCAGCGCAGGACAGUGAAAUUUGUUGCACCGCUGCAGUUUUCAGUGCAGGUGAGAAAGAGCGAGGACAUAAUCGGCUCGAUCCACGAUAAUGAAGAUGAUGGAUUUUUAACAAAAGAUUGAAAAAGUACAAUAACAGGCUCAUAUUUUCUCAUGUGCAGUAUGUACUCGAACUUUCUGUACAUUUGUGUACAACAAGAAUAUAGAAAAAUGCAGUGAUUUUUGGAUUCUUAAAAUGCUCCGAUUAACCUCAAACCAGGAAAAAAUGCAUAUGAAGAACAACACUGAUGAAUCCCAGUCAAGCCCAACUUUUAGGAAAAGUUUUUAAAGAAGAUGGAAGUGCUUUUUUUCAGUCAAAGUUUUUCCCGUUAUGUUGGUGAGUUUAUAAUUGAAUGCAUUUGUUCUCACACCCAGCUCAGUAUUUCUGCUAUCACAGAGCACUGAUUAGCUUUUCAUAAUCAUUUUACACCACUCAGUGACAUCAAGUUAAAAUUGAUUUCAGUCGUACUUUUCCCAGAAAAUAAGAUAGUCCGUCCCGCACUGGUAGGCGUAUGAUAACUAAAUUAUUUAAUGUAGCUUAACUGAAUUACUCUAUAGCCUAAAAAGAAAAAAAAUCAAAUGUGUAAAUAUAAAGCUAUGGUUGCUUUACUUCUUUCUGUGUGGCAGUGCAAAUAUGGUUGAUGGAUUUGGUUUAUUUUGUUAUAUAUUUUAUAGCCAGUGCUCAGCUUCUCGUUGCAAAGGUUCACAUUUAAGGGCUCCAUUAUUUAGUAACUUCACUGUUUGUUCUGAAAGGGAAUGUGUUAAUCAUAUGUUCAGCUGUGGUUUGAUGUUGAGGUUCUUUUUUUUUUAACAACUACUAAUUUUAGACCCCUCGUUAGAAGAAAGUUGUUUCACUUCAUCUCCAAAAUUUUCUUGCAUCUUUUCUGUUGAUCUCUACAUUGUGCUAAUAUCAGUAUGCUUGUUUUAUUAAGCUAUUGCUAAGGUUAGCCUUAGCUGUUCUUCCUGAGGCCUGUACUAUGAAGAAAGUUGAACAUACCAGGGUGUCUUAAUGCUACCUGUUCACUUAUUCUAACGCUGGAUAUCAGUCACGUGAAGCUAAUUAUUGACUCCCUGAAGUUAACCCAGGGUCUCCUUUGAAACUUCAAUUGAAAGGGGUGGUGUUGACAGUGUCUGACCAAUCACAAACGUGGAUAACUGCUGGCAGUAUAGCAGCUGAUUUUACAAAGGAAGAUAAAAUAAUACAAUGGGAGAAACAUGAAAAUGUUAAACACAUAAAAGAGACUGAAAGCAACACACCCACUGCAGACAAAGGAGCAGUAUGAGUGUCUGCAACAGGAAGAGCGCUUCAGUAGUCUGGUAUUAGAAACACUGCAUAAAUGCGUGCAUUUCAUGCGCUUCAGGCUAUCGGACUGGAAAAAAGCUGCUGUAAUAAUAACGCUGUUUGAAGGCAGGAAAGAAAGAGAGUACAAAUGACUGUAAGUUAAGAGACUGAUCAGUAUCACAACUUUGUCAUUAAGACACGAGAGAAUCUGAUGGAUUAUAAUCGAGUGUUUUGUGAAAUUAAUGUUUAAAAUCCCAUAUUUAAUUUUUAUUCUUUCAGCUGCAGCCUUGCUGGUGUCAACAUAAGCUUAGUCUAAGUGUAAAUUUGAUAUAAGGUCAGCAGUUACAGCUUUAGGAUAAAUUAUUAAUGCUUCUAGAACAAAAAUAUUGUUUUAAAACUUUUUUGCAGCCAACGAGAACAAAGUCAGUGAAUAAAAUUGCAGCUAAGAAUCUAUAAUAAUGAUUGAUGUUCGACAGGGAAACACAAAGACAUUAGAUGCUGAUAAAUAAAGAUUUUAACCCUCCCACUGUCUGCACACAGACAUCUGGGGAUCUCCCAUUAAUGGUGAUGCUUUCAGGUAAUUGAAUGGUCGGGCAGUGGUUUUUGUACCCACUGAUCUCUAAUCAGGAACAUAACCUGCUCUGGAGCAAAUAGGUUUGACAGCACGAUGCCAUAGGGCAUACCUGGAUAUAACCAAAUCCAGCUUCAUAGUACGGGCCUCAGGAGUCUGGUAUGCAUUCACAAAGACGUAAAAAAGAAGAAGCAAGCUCUUCUUAUACAGAUAUUAUUCAAAUUCAUAGACAAGAACAUGAAAGGUUUGUUUUAACUACCUAUAACAGGAUAUUAAACAGGAUAUUUUGUAUUGAAUGUACGCUUUUCCAACAAUAAGUAAUCAUUCUUCUCCAGUGUAAUUCCUAUUUCAUGUCUCCACAUAUGAGAAAGUAUGUGAGUGUGUAAAAGCACUGAUUAUAUUUCAAUUUGUUAGAAAAACUGCACUAUUUAUGGAGACAGUUAUGGAAAUUGUCCUUUGAAUAUGUUCCUGUUUUCUGUUUACCUGUUGGUUUGUUUAAAAAGCCUCUAUUUCCUAGGGAGUGGAGUAGAUCCAAUAUUUGUUUCUCACAUUGAUGUAAACAUGGAAAUCUAGAUAAAUACCACCGCUGUGCUGCUGAAGAAGUAGACUAAGAAUAAUUUUACAGUCAGUUUUUAAUGGCUAAAAGUUGCACUCAAUAUCAGAGGAAGUAGAUUGUUAGUAUUAUAGUUAGUUAAACAUGUAAGAUCAGGAAUUAUGUAAAAUCCAUCCUUUCUUUUUUAAUAUUUGAUCCCUUGUUUGAGGACUUUUAAAGGCUGCAUUUCUUACAGCAAUCUGAAGGUCUUUAACUUUAUUGCACUGUUAGAGAGGGACAGUUUUAUUGUAAUGUAGCUUCAGUUUACACAUGUGUGCCCUUUAGUAAUGCUAGACUUUUUUCUUAAAAAGGUUGUUUUAUCCUGAACUCCUGGUAUAUGCUUGAUGAAAAGCCUUUAGAUUCACUGAAGUUCACUGGGGCUGAGAGGUUUCAAGUAGAUUUUAAGAUUAGGGAAUAGUGAACUGUUCAAACAACAUAAUUUUGUUUUUAAUUGUUAUGCUACUGAUGAAUUGAGUCCAACCAUUAUAUUGGCACGGCGGGUAUGUUGGCUGUUGGUGUCAGCAUCUAUGUAUAACCAUCAUAAAUAAAAAUUAAAAAGUAAAGGAGAGAUGGAGAACACGCCCUUCAUCCAUGGUAUGAAUGUUGAUGUUGGUGUAGUGUGUGCACCAGAGGACACUCUGCAACAUCUCUGUGGGCAGCAUAAGUGUGGAACACCACAAACACAACCGGCUGAUCUGAGUAGAGUCGGGCUGAGCAUAAACGAGUAAUCUGCAACUUGUUGUGACAAAAAGCAAGAUUCUUUUUGAAGUAAACUGUCAUGAUAUCUUAGCAAGGACUCAUAAAGAAACUACACUUAACAAAUGUUUGGAAACUUUAUGUUUUGUGAACCCAGAAGAAAAAACUAUUGUUCGGUAUUGGUUUUAAAAAUCCUAUGUCGGUCAGCCGCUACUGUAUAUUUUGUGUGUAGGAUUUUGGUGAUGCUUAUAUUUUUGAUAUGUAGGAGGUUUUAGUGAUUCAGCAUUUUCCACUUCAGAAACUGUAUUUAAAUACACUGCUGACCAAAUGAUUUGUAACAAAAUGUUUUCAAGAUGUUGAACCAAACCAUAUGGAGCAUAUUGUUUUUCCUCUUGAAAUGAAAACGAAGGAUAAAAGUUUGUUUUUUUUAAAAGAAAACGUACAGAACAAAUGCAGCCUGUAACUGAAACAUGACAGUUUUCAAGUUUGCAGGUUAGAAAACCCUUUAUGUUCGCGAGACCAGCCUGAAGUCUCUAAUCCCUGGACGGUUUCUUUUUUAAAAUGAAGAACAGUUAUUUGUAUAAAUUGUGGGUUUACUGUUUUGUGACUCUAUUUAUAAUGAUUGAAAAUGAUGGAACCGUGUCAUUUAUUGUAACUGCCAAAAACGCUGGUGAUUACUGGGCAUUUUUUCCCAUCUGGUAAAACUGACAUUUCAUUAAUAAAUAGUGUCUUUUUUUCCA
Molecule: messenger RNA, 5115 nt
Organism: Oreochromis aureus
Lineage: Eukaryota; Metazoa; Chordata; Actinopteri; Cichliformes; Cichlidae
Gene: sec22c
Product: SEC22 homolog C, vesicle trafficking protein
Exons: 7
Coding region: 286-1197 (303 amino acids)
Biological process (GO): endoplasmic reticulum to Golgi vesicle-mediated transport
Source: RefSeq, a predicted model, not a curated record